CUCGCCAGGGGGGCGGGGGGGGGCGCGCUGAGCGGCUGGCCGUUGCCAGGCGACGGAGGAAGUCCCGCCCCCGGCGCGCGCCGCCUCACGGGUCUGGAGGGGGAGCGGGAAACGGCGGUCGCACCUUCCGCCGGCGCGGUUCCUGUUCAGCCCGGCUGCCGGGGCUGGAGCGGAGCAUGCAGAGGAGGACGCGCCUGCAGCGGGAGCUGUCCCUGCUCGCCGCGGAGCCGCCGCCGGGAAUCUCCUGCUGGCACAGCGGGCACGGCGCCGGCGAGCUGCGGGCACGAUUCCAUGAUCUGAGCACUUCUGCAGCUUUGGGAGCUCCCUGGAGGCUGCUGGACAUAUCCAAAGGGUUUGGAAUGUACCCUUUCUGUUUUCAUCUUGCUCCUGAAGAAAUCCUAGGAGGUGCAGACACACCCUAUGAGAAGGGAAUAUUCAACCUGGAAAUCAUCGUUCCUGAGAGGUACCCCUUUGAGCCCCCCAAAAUCCGCUUCCUGACCCCCAUCUAUCACCCCAACAUCGACUCUGCGGGCAGGAUUUGCCUGGAUGUGCUCAAGUUACCCCCCAAGGGUGCCUGGAGGCCCUCACUGAGCAUCUCCACCCUGCUGAGCUCCAUCCAGCUGCUGAUGGCAGAGCCCAACCCCGACGACCCUCUCAUGGCUGACAUCUCCUCAGAGUACAAGUACAACAAGCAGCUGUUCCUGCUUCGGGCCCGGGAGUGGACGGAGAGACACGCGGGGCAGGGCAGGGCUCCCGAGCCUUUGGAAGAGAAAAGCACCCAGGGGGAAAGGAGCCCCAGCAGUGAGUCCUCUGGGCAGAAGAGGAAAGGGAGCAACAUCAGCAGGAAGGAGAAGAAAUCCUGCCCAGAUUCCUGAUUCCUGAGGGGGUUUUGUUCCCUUGGGAUUGUCCCUGUCCCCUUCCUCAGGUACGAGGUGUCCUGCCUGUAAAGGGCUGCAGCAGUUUGGGUUUUACUGUUUCCGUGUUUGUUUGAGGUUUUCUUUUUGUGAAAACUUUUCAUUGUAUUAAUAAAAUAUGA
Lepidothrix coronata (blue-crowned manakin) is the source of this 1036-nucleotide messenger RNA. It is a transcript of the gene UBE2T, whose product is annotated as ubiquitin conjugating enzyme E2 T. The coding region runs from base 177 to 875 and encodes 232 amino acids. The record is from RefSeq and is a predicted model, not a curated record. Gene Ontology annotation, molecular function: ubiquitin conjugating enzyme activity. Gene Ontology annotation, biological process: DNA damage response; protein polyubiquitination. Lineage: Eukaryota; Metazoa; Chordata; Aves; Passeriformes; Pipridae. Gene Ontology annotation, cellular component: nucleus. The transcript is spliced from 7 exons.